AUGUCGCAACUGAGAUAUGUAUUAUGUCCUCGCCAUUUGAAGGACAAUCAAUUCUGGACAAUUUACUUUGCACUUGCCAGGAGCCAUCUUGCCCCAAAAGCACUUUCCUCUAAGGUUGAUAGGAACAAACAGUUUAAUUUGACAAUAUGUUUAAUGCAAAUGAACAAGAUUCCAGAAGCAAGGUUUCUAAUUCAUGCAGUAACUGCAUCAACGAAAAACAGAAAAAUGGACGAUUCUUUCGUCAAGUCUUAUGAACGCGCUACACAAAUGCUGCCAGAGAUGAAAUCAACUUCUAUUAUGGAAUUCUGUAAUAUUUUCAUCAUGUUUUCAACUAUAGAACAAGUAUAUAUAGAUUUAGUUGGUAGACAGGGUGAAUCUUGA
This is a messenger RNA of Vicia faba (fava bean), 381 nucleotides long. The record is from the annotation of a GenBank genome assembly. Lineage: Eukaryota; Viridiplantae; Streptophyta; Magnoliopsida; Fabales; Fabaceae.